AUGUAUUUAUUGGGCGCGCAGGCAUUCGACAGUGCCAGCCGAGGACCAUGGGGCUCCAUCAAUAUCCUAUGGUCCCACAGAGCAAGCUCAUUGGCCUCCCUUGGAGCCUUGAUCACUGUGUUGGCGUUGGUGUUUGACCCAUUUAUCCAACAAAUUCUGAGUUAUCCGACGCGACAGGCAAUAGCCACGGACCACCCAACCACCGCAACAAUCAAACAGGCGAAGAGCUUCAUUCCCGAUAAUGAUUCCCCUAAGAUAUACAGUGCGCUCUACAAUGGGAUUUGGGGUAGUGAUUUUAGUAUUGACCCCAGCUGUCCCUCCGGAAAUUGUACGUGGCCUACCUUCCAAUCCGUCGGGGUUUGUAGUCAAUGUGGAGAGGAAUCGAAUGUGACGGUCAAUUGUGAUCUAUCAUCCACCAUUAAUGAUAUCGAGACGGAUCCACCCAAAUGCAAUGUUGGCCUUUCUCAGGGACAGCACUCGAAUACUAAUGUCCCGCCGCUUUAUGGAGAACGACCACGCUUACAGGGCUAUAUACCCAAAGAGAUCGUGUGGACCGUCAACACCGUGAGUUGGAUGAUCGAGAACGAGACCUACCUUGGGAUCGACUAUCCACUUGCAGUGGUAGCUGACACCCAACUUGGCAUUCAUGAGGAGCCAGACGGCCGAGUGAACGUAACACGGCCCUUUCAGGCCGAAAAUACAACCGUCUGUGUCCUUGCCCUGUGUCUCAAAACUUAUAACAUCUCGGUUCAUGAUGGCAAGGUCCUCAUCAACACCACCGCGCCACCCAACUACGGAAAGACUAUGAUGGAAACUAUUUACCAAUCCUGGAGCCCUAAUUCGCAAUCUAUCAACCAAAGCCUUGAUGUAAAUACGACAGAAUUUACAUUCCACUAUCAGCAAUUCACUACGUUUUCUGGCAUGUUAGAUGGAAGCAAAAAAGAGGUUGUAUAUUACGACCAAAAGACGCAACGGAUUUCGUUGACAGGAGACGGUCCCGCUGAACUGAAGGGCAAUUUCUUGAGGGUUCGGAAUACUAGUCUAGAAGAGGUGAUGUCCAACGUCGCCGCCUCCUUGACCAAGCUCUCGUUUGAUCUCAGCAACGAUGUUGUCAACGGGACCGUCUUAGUCACUGAAGUCUACGUGUCUGUUGCCUGGAUCUGGCUUGUUUUGCCCGCUUUGCUUCUCGUGUUGGGAAUCAUCUUGAUUUCAACCAUCUGUGUCAACAAAGGCCAAACACUGCCGCUAUGGAAGUCAUCCAUCCUAGCAGCUUUCUUUCACGGCCAUAUCAAUACCGAGCCGGAUGGUCAUGACUGUCAUACUAUCAGCGGAAUGGAGACCAUAGCAGCUGAUACAAAGGUCCGGCUGCGACUUUCCGAAAGCAAUGGCCAACUUAUCUUGGAGAGCGAUAGAUAG
Messenger RNA from Aspergillus pseudotamarii, 1416 nucleotides. Its product is annotated as DUF3176 domain-containing protein. The coding region runs from base 1 to 1416 and encodes 471 amino acids. Lineage: Eukaryota; Fungi; Ascomycota; Eurotiomycetes; Eurotiales; Aspergillaceae. The transcript is spliced from 2 exons. The record is from RefSeq and is a predicted model, not a curated record.